AUGGUCAAGGUUCAAGAAGCUAUUCAUCAUGGCAUAAUUGCCGCAGAGUUUCUUUCAAACACUAAACGAGUUGCCCAGGCUAUCGAGCUGUGGAACGAGUGCUUAAUACUACUAAACAACAGAACCUUAGAAAACGAACAUGAACUUGCCACAAUAGGGAGUAUAGCGCUGUAUAAGAGGUUGUUUUAUGGAAAUGCUGCUAUUACGAAACUUUCACCAGCUAUAGAAUCUGGCAAAAAGCUUUUAGUCCUACUUCGUAAUUGUCAGAGAAAAAAUGAAGAGGGUGACACAGCCUUGAUGUUAUCAACACUGUACUUCCAAAAAAGUGAAUACCAGGAAGCUCAAGCAGUCCUUAAAAUUGCCCUCUGCGUUUACAAAGAAAUCGAAGACAAAGACAGACAAGCGACAUGCUACGUAAACCUAGGAUCUGUGUUUCUAUCUGUCGGAGAAUAUGCCAAAGCUGAAGAAUAUCUUCAUAAAGCACUUACCAUCAACACAGAAAUUGGCGACAGAAACGGAGAAGCAACAUGCUACGGAAACCUAGGAAAUGUGUUUCAAUCUGUCGGAGAAUAUGCCAAGGCUGAAGAAUAUCUUCAUAAAGCACUUACCAUCAAGACAGAAAUUGGCGAUAGGAAGGGAGAAGCGACAUGCUACGGAAACCUAGGAAGGGUGUUUCAAUCUGUCGGAGAAAAUGCCAAGGCUGAAGAAUAUCUUUAUAAAGCACUUACCAUCAACACAGAAAUUGGCCACAGAAAGGGAGAAGCGACAUGCUACGGAAACCUAGGAAAUGUGUUU
Molecule: messenger RNA, 795 nt
Organism: Porites lobata
Lineage: Eukaryota; Metazoa; Cnidaria; Anthozoa; Scleractinia; Poritidae
Source: the annotation of a GenBank genome assembly